This is a messenger RNA of Nicrophorus vespilloides, 1364 nucleotides long. Its product is annotated as L-lactate dehydrogenase. Lineage: Eukaryota; Metazoa; Arthropoda; Insecta; Coleoptera; Silphidae. The transcript has 6 exons. Gene Ontology annotation, biological process: carboxylic acid metabolic process. The coding region runs from base 281 to 1276 and encodes 331 amino acids. The record is from RefSeq and is a predicted model, not a curated record. Gene Ontology annotation, cellular component: cytoplasm. Gene Ontology annotation, molecular function: L-lactate dehydrogenase (NAD+) activity.
AUAAUGUCUUCGGUCUGUGUGCCGGGAGUCACGUCUCUUCUGCUUUGUGAGAGACAUGGAUGGAGUUUCGAUGAAAUCCAUUCAUACUAAUUCUGACUAAAAAAAGAGUUCGAGACGACGCGCACGUUCAUUGCAUCGCAGGAAAGCUUUAAAAAGGAGGCGUAGGGUCACCUUGCUGUUCAGUACACUGCAUUACAUAUUCGAGCGUUCCCAGGUUUAUAACAAAACGUUGUAAACGUUAUCAUCAUCCACUUCAAGUCAACAUUAUUAGAUCAAGAAAAUGGGUACGAAAGAGGCGCUCUUUACCAACGUUUCGAUUCCGGUCAGAUCUUCCGGAAAUAAGGUGACAGUCGUUGGUGUAGGGCAGGUGGGAAUGGCGUGCGCCUUCAGUAUUUUAACACAGCACGUGUCCAGUCACGUUUGUCUAAUCGAUUGCGUCGAAGACAAAUUGAAGGGAGAACUGCUUGACCUGCAGCACGGAUCGUCUUUCGUCAAGAAUGCCAAAGUUGAGGCGAGCACCGAUUACGCAAUCAGUGCCGGUUCUAAGGUAUGCAUAGUGACGGCGGGCGCUAGGCAACGCGAAGGAGAGACCCGUCUGGAUUUGGUUCAGAGGAACACCGACAUCAUGAAGUUCAUCAUUCCUCAGCUGGUCAAGUAUUCGCCGGACACGAUCCUCGUCAUCGUUUCGAAUCCUGUGGACAUCCUCACGCACGUCGCGUGGAAGCUGAGCGGUCUGCCCAAGCACAGGGUCAUCGGUUCCGGCACCAAUCUGGAUUCCUCCAGGUUCAGGUUCCUGCUCUCCCAAAGAUUGGGCGUGGCGCCGACCAGUUGCCAUGGUUAUAUUAUAGGAGAGCACGGAGAUUCGAGCGUCGCUGUUUGGUCUGGCGUAAAUAUAGCGGGCGUCCGUCUGAGGGAGUUGAAUCCGAAAAUGGGAAGCGCGAAUGACGCGGAGAAUUGGAGCCAGCUGCAUCAACAGGUCAUCGACAGUGCAUACGAAGUGAUCAAACUCAAAGGGUACACUUCUUGGGCAAUCGGCCUGAGCGUUUCGCAUAUAGUCGGUGCUAUUAUCAGGAAUACCGGAAACAUUCAAGCUGUUUCCGUUCACGUGAAGGGUUUACAUGAUAUCGAACAGGAUGUCUUCCUAUCGUUACCAGCAGUUUUAGGCGAGGAAGGCGUCACUGAUGUGGUCAACCAGAUAUUGUCGGUCGAGGAAAAGGGUAAAUUGCAGUCAUCGGCAAAGUUGAUGGCCGAAGUUCAGGAUGGCUUACGAUUCUAAAUUUACUUAUUGUUAUUAGAGAGCCUUACUUUCAUUUUAAGCAUGCCGUUAUUAUUCAACAUAAAUAUUUGAUAUUUUUUUUUAUUAU